AUGUAGACUAUAAAUAUGUUGGGAAUCGACUAAGAACACAUUAGAGUAACUGCGGCAAUAUGUCGAGCCGGGUGCCUAUUUUUGUUGUGCUUAUCUUAGUGAUUAUACUCAUAACCGAAACAAGAAGUGAACAGCAAAGCGCCGAAACUAAUUUAGAGGGAGGCAAUCAACAGCUUCAAUUAAUUUUGGAUACCAUAAAUCAAUACGAGCGUCAGAGACUAAAAGAAAUGAAUGUAAAUUCAAAUUGGGAUACUAUAAAACAGCGACCCAAUAGCAAGAGAUUGCGAUGGAAUCGAAAAACAACUAUCCCGAACCGCAAGGAUCAAAACAUGGAACAUAGAGCAUUUGUUACUUCCACCUCGUCAGCUCAGCAACAAACCAAUCCGGAUUAUAUUAAUGUAAAUAAUUAUUUGCCCACACCUGCUCCUUGGUGGUAUAACUAAAAAUUGAAUUUACUGAUCUUUAUUUGUAACUUUUGUAGUUCUAAUUAGUUCAGUACAAAGCAAUACUAAAAACUUUUUUUUCUCAAUACUUGAUAGCUGU
Molecule: messenger RNA, 543 nt
Organism: Drosophila erecta
Lineage: Eukaryota; Metazoa; Arthropoda; Insecta; Diptera; Drosophilidae
Exons: 1
Coding region: 60-443 (127 amino acids)
Source: RefSeq, a predicted model, not a curated record